This is a messenger RNA of Hyaloscypha bicolor E, 1101 nucleotides long. RefSeq lists its product as uncharacterized. Gene Ontology annotation, biological process: fungal-type cell wall organization. NCBI's taxonomy places the organism in Eukaryota, Fungi, Ascomycota, Leotiomycetes, Helotiales, Hyaloscyphaceae. The transcript has 4 exons. Gene Ontology annotation, cellular component: plasma membrane; cell cortex of cell tip. Bases 1 to 1101 code for a protein of 366 amino acids. The record is from RefSeq and is a predicted model, not a curated record.
AUGGCUGACAACACCCACCUACUCUCCACGGUAGACUCUGAGAAGAUCACGGCGAAGAAAACACGUCUGUUCACCUGUCUCCUCUUCAAUGACAAGCUCCCUCCAAUCCUCACCUUCGUCUCCGCGGCCAUAGCAUUCUCGCUUUCCCUCGUUGCUCUUCUCUCGGGGGCCGAGAAGGGCCAGCUGCAGGACUACGAAGUCGUCGUCUUGAAUACCUCAACCAUUCUUCAAAACGCAAUAAAGGUGGAAAAUGCAGUAUCUGUCACAGCUCUGCUUGGAGACCUAGAAUCAUUUAUCACAGACGUGUUAGGCAACGUUGCAACUUCGUCAGCAGAAGAAGUAGCAAGCGUAGCGAAUACGCUUGUAGGAGAUGUUGUCUCUGCUCUGGGAGUAAAGCAGUGGUACGCAGUUUACUUGACGGAGCUGUGUUCGGGGCACUACGUACCGAGUUAUUCAAUCCCCGGAGCCAGCAGGAACACUACGUCGUGUACACCACUAACAAUUUUCCUGACAAAACUAGACAACUUGAAGCUCGCCAAUCAAACAAACUCCACACUCCAGCUAGGAAACACAGUUCUCGAUUUUUCAGCAAUCAAUAUUCCGAAUAAGUUAGGGAAAGGAGGAGGCGCGCUUAGUACGGUAAUCGAAGCCGCCAUCGUUCUCCAAAUUAUUGGGAUAGUUUGUACCGGUGUCUUGAUCGUGUUUACGCCGUUUAACCUCUUUAUUGAGUUCUUUCGGAAGCGGUGGUUCACUGUGAUCAUUGCUUCGCUGACAUUCAUCGCGACGGGGUGUUUCGGUUUCGUUACGGGGUUGGAAACGGGAAUACAUAUUGCUGUUGAGGCGCUUGUGAAGGAAGUGAUAGAUGGGUUAGGGGUGGAGACGUAUGGAGGCACGGGAUUGCUGGUGAUACUUUGGGUGAAGCUUAUAUUUAUGGUGACGACUUCGACAGUUUGGGUUUUAAGCUGGCAUGACGCAAGGUAUGUGGUGAGGGAGAAGGCAGAGAGGGAGGCAAAGAGGCCGGUGGUGACGACAGCGAGUUCGACUUAUCCGAGGUCAAUGGAAAGAAUAGUAACGCCGGAGCGGAUUGGGACAACGAUAUAA